AUGGCGAUAAUGAAGCACGUCCCUACACUCUUCUUUUUGCUGUCCACUCUCCUCCUUUCCAUCUCCGUCGACUCUCUACCUCCUCCACUGUUUCCAGAUGAAGCUCUCCCUACUAAAUCCGGUUACCUUCCGGUCAAACCCGCCCCCGGCUCCUCCAUGUUCUACGCCUUCUACGAAGCCCAAAAGCCAACCACUCCUCUUCCCAACGACACUCCCCUCCUCGUCUGGCUCCAAGGUGGGCCAGGCUGCUCUUCAAUGAUCGGCAACUUCUACGAGCUCGGCCCUUGGCGCGUGCUUUCAAACGCCACCAAUCUCGAACCCAACCCUGGCGCCUGGAACCGCCUCUUCGGUCUACUUUUCUUGGAUAACCCCAUCGGAACCGGGUUCAGCAUCGCCGCUUCGAAACAAGACAUACCAAGAAAUCAAAAACAGGUGGCAGAGCACCUCUACGCAGCUCUAACGGAGUUCAUCGAGCAGAACCCGGGUUUUGAAAACCGGCCGGUUUACAUAACCGGCGAGAGCUACGCAGGAAAAUACGUUCCCGCCAUCGGAUACUACAUCCUUAAAGAAAAACCCAACGGGAAGGUGAAUCUAAUGGGCCUUGCCAUCGGAAACGGGCUAACCGACCCGGUGAUCCAGAUCCGGACCCACGCGGUCAACGCCUACUACUCAGGCUCAGAAAUGGCGCGAAGCAACGGAAGCUAG
This is a messenger RNA of Brassica rapa (field mustard), 705 nucleotides long. Its product is annotated as serine carboxypeptidase-like 50. The record is from RefSeq and is a predicted model, not a curated record. Gene Ontology annotation, molecular function: serine-type carboxypeptidase activity. Gene Ontology annotation, biological process: proteolysis. Lineage: Eukaryota; Viridiplantae; Streptophyta; Magnoliopsida; Brassicales; Brassicaceae.